Exophiala oligosperma is the source of this 2353-nucleotide messenger RNA. RefSeq lists its product as uncharacterized. The transcript is spliced from 2 exons. The record is from RefSeq and is a predicted model, not a curated record. Bases 402 to 1850 code for a protein of 482 amino acids. Lineage: Eukaryota; Fungi; Ascomycota; Eurotiomycetes; Chaetothyriales; Herpotrichiellaceae.
CUUGACAUUCACAUCUCGCUCAAGGUCAUGCAGUAGUUCAUCGCGCUACAAUCCCCUUCAGCCUCUCCACGCCACCUGUCGACCUCCUUGUCAGCUCUUCGGUCCCGUCCAGGAUCUCGUGUCUUGCAUGCAACCAAGCUUCGCGUCCAGAAAUACGUCCUACGUCCUACAGGGUCUGAGCUCCCCUCCAUAUACCCGUCCAUCUCCCCCAUCCCUUUUCUUUGCUGCAUCCACCUCGAAAUUCCUCAACGAUCUUUUUUCUCUUCCAUUGACCUCGUCUUUCUCACCUACAGACCAGGUCUGAUAUCGACAAGAGACCAUUUGUAGAAGAAGGAAGUUCAACCAUUAAAUCAACACCUGGGAAUACCUUGGUUACUACACCUACCCUUGGCACAAACAGAAUGGCGACUCUAGCUCCCAUCGCCACACCGGCCCGUCAACCUUUUGGUAUCUUGAGUGACUCCAAAGUCCGAAGCCUACAGAAUCUCAAGAACAGACAAAAUGCAAUCACACCCAGUUCCGCGCCGUCUCUCAAACGUCGAGCUGCGUCCCCCGAAAUGGGAUCAGACAGCGAAAACAUCGACCCCAAUAUUCUCGAUUCAUUGAACAAACGCAAGCGGUCAGCCUUUGAUGACGACGUGUCCGCGUCCAAAGCCAACCGGUACUCGUUGACCGUGACCCCGACGGUGACCUCGACCUCGACCAAACGACGUCUCGAAACCCGCACUCCACGACUUGACACGACAUAUAUCAGCAAAUCAUCUAGCACUACUCCUUCAUCUGCCCCUGCCACGGCCGCGGGACGAUCACCGACACGCCAUCGCUCGAGCCUCUUGAAACCCAACGGUAGACGUCUGAACCUACCUUCCUUCCCUCGCGGCGGGAGCACACCAUCCCCUGCCCUCAGCCUGUCCGCGGCAUUGAACGGUACUAAGAAAUCAUCGUCAUCCUCCCGCACCACCACCAACAACAAUCACCACCUCUUGCACUCUCGAAGAUCAUCAAGGAGCGGCCAAACUCGGACUUCGCUUCGAUCAAGCAAGCCGCAGUCAUGGUUCUUCGACAUCUACGAAGAGACCGAAGAGACACAAGACUACCGCAUGAACGAGUGGACCAUGACGCAGAGUGCGACCGGUCUCGACAUCAGCGACGACGAGAGUAGGGCAUCUUCCAAAAAGUCCGAGAAACUCGACAAGGGUAAAGAGAAUGUCGAUCCAAACCAAGUCAUGUCUUCUUCUGCACCUGUCACUCGAUCCAUGGCUGCGGCGGAGGCGGUGGCGGCAGCAGCAGCUGAGGAAAAGGAUCUCAUGACGACCGAUGUUGACGAAGAAGCACGCACUCCCCUAGCUGAUCUUAACCCGGCCAAGUUUUACGGCGAUGGUCUAGACGCAACGAGUGUGGUGCUUGUUCAAGACGACGACGAAGCAGAGGCCGAGACAGAUAUCGAAGAAGACGACCACGAGGAGUAUGUCAAGCCUCCUGUCGGAGGGUCUGGUGACUUUACCUUCCAAAAUUCAACAACCAUGACCGCCGAGGUCCUCGAAGAGCUGGUCGGCACACCAUCCCUCAACGGAAUCUUGAGCGCCGCCUCACCAUCUUAUGGUGUUGGCAUCAUCGGCGCUACUGCUGCUGCUGCCAAAGCGUCCCGCGGGGUCGGCGAAGCUGGUCUCGUCGAUCUUGAGAUCGAGAAUGGUCACGACUCAAUUGAGAUCUGGGAGAGUGAGAGCGCCAAGGACGAGAAUGAAAAGGUUGACGUUGACGUUGACGUCGACCAUAACGUCAACUGUCCAGGUACUCCUGGUUCUAUCGGUGUCGGUGAUGAGAAUGUCUUUGCUCUGCAAGAGUUAUAGAGGGAAAAAAGCCAUGCGGGGUUUGAUGACCUAUCAAUGCGAUUCACUCUCUCCCUCCAAUCACCGUCGGUCGGCAUUAGCCUAGUUACUCUAUCACUGGGUAUCAUGUCCGUCGACAACUCUCUAACACCUCACUCUCUCGACAUUGAUUCUCACUCUGUUACCUCACCUUUUCGGGAUCUUUGGUGACAUGUAUGACGGCCUUUUUUUCAGCUUUGUGUUCUCUGUUGGUGUUCCUGGACCGUGACUGUUUUCCAAUCUCAAAGGUGCGAGGAGUUGAUAAUUAGAGUCCUAUCUGCGCGUGUUACCAGUAUCGGGAUCCAUCUAGGGCUUUCAAAGGGUUUUUUUUUCUCUUCUAGUCAUUCUUGCAAGUUUGAUUAUGUGCUGGUAUGUGGGAUGGUAUUGGGUGCUGCUUUUCGCAAAGGAAAUCUGAAUGAAGUUUUUCUGUGUUUUUGUGCUUCCUUGAUAGCUCCCAAAAUUGCAAUUGCUUUCUUCCGAUUAAA